AUGCCGGCGGCAGCAUCUCAGCCGCCGGUGAAGCUCUCGCUUCCUCUGCAAUUUCAGCAGGAAAUCUUCCAGCUACUACGAGCCGAAGAUGUUUUAGUAAUACUAGCUCGCGGCUUAGGGCUGCUCAAGAUUGUCACGAAUCUCCUUCAUUCGUACGACGCUGCGGGAAAUUCUCUUGUCAUCGUUGUUGGAGCAGAAGACCGCGAGAAUGAAUGGAUCGGAGAAGCUCUCGCAGAGCAUUAUGCCAUCUCUCGUUCUCCUCUCGCAAAGGGCCUCCGUGUUAUCAACACGGAUAAAGCAACUGUGGCGACUCGUGAGAAGAUUUACUCGGAAGGAGGAAUCGUAUCAGUCACCAGCCGGAUUCUCAUCGUCGACCUAUUAUCAAAGCUCUUGGAUCCCGAAACUGUGACCGGCUUGAUUGUGCUACACGCUGAGAAGGUCGUAGCCACCACCACCGAAGCCUUCAUCGCACGCAUCUUUCGACAACAUAAUAAGAUUGGCUUCCUCAAGGCUUUCAGUGAUUCUCCGGAACCUCUCACAUCGUCUUAUGCACCCUUGUCGACUAUGAUGAGGAAUCUCUUCCUUAGGAAACCGUCGCUAUGGCCUCGCUUUCAUGUAUCAAUCGCGCAAAGCUUGGAAGGGAAGAAGAAGGCCGACGUGAUUGAACUUGAGAUUCCCAUGACAGAUGCGAUGAGGGCAAUUCAGAACGCGGUGAUGGAAUGUGUAGAGAUGAGCAUAUCUGAGCUCAAGAAGGCCAAUCCUGGAUUAGAGAUGGACGAUUGGACGCCUGACUCUGCUCUACACCAAAACUUUGAUGCUAUUGUUCGACGACAACUUGACCCCGUAUGGCAUCGAGUCAGCUGGCGUACGAAACAGAUUGCGAACGAUCUGACGGUGUUACGAUCAAUCCUUCACUCCCUCCUCAGCUACGAUUCAGUCUCUCUCUUGAAGUAUCUGGACACUGUUCUCGCGACUCAUUCGCCUCCUCCAGGCUCUACGAGACAAGACCAAUCGCCAUGGCUCUUUUCCGAUGCUGCGUCAACUAUAUUCCAGUCCGCCAAAGAUCGGGUCUACAAAGGCAAGGUAGAAGAUAGCAAUGCGCUGCCGACAUCGAAACUACCAGACUCGCUGAGUCCUGUAUUAGAGGAACAGCCGAAGUGGACUGUUCUGGCGGAAAUCUUACGAGAGAUUGAGGUGGACGCAUACCUGAAUCCCAGGUUAAGGGAUGACUCAAAUGAUACCAUUCUCAUCAUGUGCAACGAUCAGCGGACCUGUCGUCAAGUCAAAGAAUAUCUUCAAACGAUGCAUAUCAAGCCGCUGGCACAAGACGUAGCAGAUGGACAAGCGCCACAUGAGAUAGAAGCUGAGGAAGAACGAGGCUCCGCCGAAUUCAUGAUGAGAAGAAAACUCCGAGAAUAUCUGGGAUGGAGAAAAACGUUUGCUCAAGUCAGCGCAUCUCUGUUUGAGGAAAACCAGAAAUCUCUGAACGAUAUCAAAGGAAACACUGCUUCCGCCCGUCUCAACAGCAAAGCGCCUGUGAACAAGCGUAGACGCGUCCGUGGUGGUGGCGGUGGCGGACUGGGUUUGACACGCAGUGCCAACGGUGCUGUAGCUGUCUCAGAAGAUAAAGCCGCUCAAGUCGCCGGUCUACUGGCCGAGCUGCGACCAACAGAAUCUGAAGCUAGGCAGAAGGAAGAUAUCAUUGUCGAUAAUCUCAAUGACGCCAGAGAAGACUUCUUCGAGUUGUACGAACCUGACGAUCAGAUUGUGGUGCAUCCGUACGAUGGUGACCAAGACGAUCAGCUUCUUGAGGAGCUACGCCCGAGGUACAUCAUCAUGUACUCCCCAGCCCCCGACUUCAUCCGGAGAGUCGAAGUUUACAGGUCGAGCCAUUCGGACAGAAGUGUGCGGGCAUACUUCAUGUACUACGGUGGUAGUGUGGAAGAGCAACGUUAUCUCUCUGCUGUCCGACGUGAGAAGGAUGCAUUCACCAAAUUGAUCAGGGAACGCGGGACUAUGGCCGUCACAAUGACCGACGCCAACGUCGAUCCGCAGGAAGCAUUUCUCCGCACCGUCAACACUCGCAUUGCUGGAGGUGGACGACUUGCGGCAACGGCAGCUCCCCCAACAGUAGUGGUCGAUGUUCGGGAAUUUCGAUCAGCUCUCCCGAGUCUACUCCAUGGUCGCAGCAUGGCCGUCGUUCCUUGCCAGCUUACAGUUGGUGAUUAUGUCCUGUCGCCAAACAUCUGUGUCGAGAGGAAAUCGAUACCCGAUCUCAUUGGCUCUUUCAAGAAUGGACGGCUCUUCAACCAAGCCGAGACCAUGCUGCAGCAUUACAAGUAUCCAUUUUUGCUGAUUGAAUUUGACGCAAACAAGUCCUUCACGCUUGAUCCGUUCGCAGAUUUGACAUCCGUGGCAACAUUGAAGAUGCCAGACUCAGACACCAGAGAUUUGCAAUCGAAGCUGGUUCUCCUCACCCUUGCAUUUCCGAGGUUGAAGGUGAUCUGGUCGUCUUCGCCUUACCAGACAGCCGAGAUCUUUGAAGAACUGAAAAAACAGCAAGAGGAGCCUGAUCCUCUGAAGGCCGUACAAAUCGGCCUGGCGGAAGGCGAGGAUCCGGAUGAGAGGACUUUCAACACUGGACCUCAAGAGCUGCUUCGAACAAUUCCUGGUGUGACUGCGAAAAAUUCCAGCAGAUUGUACCUCGAGACGAAGAAUGUUCUCGAAGUAGCGAACAUGAGUGUCGAGGAACUGGAUCCCUUGGUCGGCCGAGAAUCUGGGAGACAGAUUGUCAGAUUUUUUACAAGAAGUGUUUUCGACGACGAAGAUCAAUAG
Molecule: messenger RNA, 2835 nt
Organism: Exophiala spinifera
Lineage: Eukaryota; Fungi; Ascomycota; Eurotiomycetes; Chaetothyriales; Herpotrichiellaceae
Exons: 2
Coding region: 1-2835 (944 amino acids)
Biological process (GO): nucleotide-excision repair involved in interstrand cross-link repair; resolution of meiotic recombination intermediates; double-strand break repair via homologous recombination
Cellular component (GO): nucleotide-excision repair factor 1 complex
Molecular function (GO): damaged DNA binding; single-stranded DNA binding; single-stranded DNA endonuclease activity
Source: RefSeq, a predicted model, not a curated record